Molecule: messenger RNA, 3905 nt
Organism: Phragmites australis (common reed)
Lineage: Eukaryota; Viridiplantae; Streptophyta; Magnoliopsida; Poales; Poaceae
Product: serine/threonine-protein phosphatase 7 long form homolog
Exons: 6
Coding region: 1537-3846 (769 amino acids)
Biological process (GO): meristem development; meristem maintenance
Source: RefSeq, a predicted model, not a curated record
GAUGGGUCAUACAGCAACACUGAUCGAUACCUCAUUAGGUUUUUCUGGUCCUUUGGCCAAUGCAUCGAAGCUUUCAGGCAUUGCAAACCGGUGGUAUGUGUGGAUGCCACAUUUCUUAGUGGCAAGUACCAUGGUAACCUAAUGACAGCGAUGGCGGCGGAUGCAAACAAUCAGAUACUUCCUCUCGCUUAUGCAUUGGUUGAGAGUGAGAACAAUGAUAGUUGGUUGUGGUUCCUUACCUUGGUGAGGACACGUGUGGUCGGUAAUAGGGAACGAGUCUGCAUCAUAUCAGACCGCAAUAAGGGCCUCUUGAAUGCAUUGGAUGUGCUGCAUGCCAGCACAAACCCCUCCAUUGCGUGGCCUGAUGUGGAGAGAAGAUGGUGCAUGCGACACUUAGGUGCGAACCUUUACUCAAGGUAUCACAACAAGGGUCUUGUGAAGAGGUUCAAAGGGUUAUGUCUUCAGAACCAGCAGACGAAGUUCAACGAGAUAUGGCGAGAGUUAAAUGAGACCACUCGUAAGAUGAUGGCACAGCAAGAAGCACAGGAGGACCAUCUACGGACGCAAAUGGUGGGGGGCCAAACCAUCAUUAGUCGUUCGCGUGGUACGUUUAGCCAGUGGAUAGCGGGAAAGCCGGCGGAGCGUUGGGCCCUAUUCCAUGAUACUCACGGUUCCAGGUAUACGAUUAUGACAACGAACAUAGCUGAGGCAUUCAACAAUGUCCUAAAGGGUGUACGCGGCCUCCCAUUGUGUGCCAUAAUUGAGCUCACAUUCUAUAGGACGGCUGACUACUUUCGAGACCGUGGUAUAGCUGCAAUGGAGUGCAGCACGCGGUUCGCACCUAAGGUGGAGGAAAUCCUAUCCAGAAGGAGGAGUAAGGCACACUUUCAUCGGACUAGGAUCUACGACCGGACCAAUAAUGAAUUUGAGGUCAUGUGUCGUCGUCGGUACACUUCUGGAUACAGUGCGGGUGACACUGUGCAACAAUGUCAAAUUGGUCCUCACGAGGUGAAGUGCACAUGCAAUAAGCCAAAGCUACAUCAUAUCCCGUGCUCCCAUAUCUUGGCCGCUUGCAGGGACAUGGGCGGGAACGACGGAUCACAAUACGUAUCACCCUAUUUCACGAUCGAUGCACUGAGGAGCACAUGGCUUCCAAAGAUGCGUUCAUUUAACAUCGGAUCCAGCUACAAAGCAAUCGAGGGGCCUAAGUGGGUACCUUAUCCCAGGGCCAGACGCACGGAUCCUGGAAGGCCUAGAGCCACGAGGCUUCAGGGUGACAUGGAUGCAGCAGAUGCUGUUGAUGGACUACGUAGGUGCAAAAUAUGCAAGCAAUCCGGCCAUGACAGGAGGACUUGUCCGACCCGACGGUAAACUAUUAGGCUACGAUCGAAUUGGAUUGUAUUAGCUUUGGUGCUAGUGAGUUUGUUAUAUGAAGUAUGUUGGAAACAUAGAUUGUAUUGUAAUUUGUUAUGAACGUAUUAGGUGUUGUACCCAUUUUGUAAUAGCUAUUAUCUUACUUUAUUUUAUAAUUGAACCAUGAGGCGUGAAAUCAUUGGCAUGGCUCACAUUCACCUUCCCGAGCUUCUUCAACUACGGUAUGACGAGAACCACAGGGGAAGGAUGAUUUUCGUAGGGCAACAGUUGCUCCCAUUGCGUUCCAGGAGUGUGCGCAAGCUUAAGGAGUUAGACCCUCGAUUCCACGAGCCCCUCGCACAGGCCGGACUCCUACCGUUUGCACUUAUGAUGGCAGGAGCUCCCAUGGAGGGUGGUGGCAGGACUCCACUGCCGCCGAUCGAGGUCUCACUGCUCACAGGCCUGGUCGACCGCUGGCGUCCUGAGACGCACACAUUCCACUUUCCUUGUGGAGAGAUGACCGUUACUUUACGGGACGUUGCCAUGCUGACCGGGCUCCCGAUAAGGGGCACCCCGUUAGUACUUCCACGACCAGGAAAGGAGCAGUGGAAGAGUUAUAUUCACGACAGGUUUAACAUGCAUUAUGACAUGAAGGAUGUAGGGCUCUCCAUGUCAUGGAUUCAUGGCCUACCACAGUUCAGCCCUUGCCCACCGGAUGCGGACGAGGCAACAGUUAUGCAGCAUUAUGAGGUGUACUUGUAUAUCUUGCUUGGAGGCAUACUGUUUUGCAACACGGCAGGUGAUUAUGUACUGCCGCAUAUUUUAUGGUUAGCGCGUGAGCUCACAUCACGUCCGUACGAGCCGACACAUUACAGUUGGGGAUCUGCUGUGUUGGCUGCUACAUACAAAGGAUUGUGUGCCGCAACCCAACGGUCAACAAAGAUGGGAUCUAUUUCUGGUUGCCUACACCUUCUACAGCUCUGGAGCUGGGAUUAUCUCCCGGUGUGUCGACCGUGGGUGAGCAAGACCUACUAUCCAGUUCCCAUCUCUGACGGUGUCGCCGACGACAUGAGGCCAACGAUGGGUUAUAGGUGGCUUCAUGCCAGGCUGCGAUGGACUCACCACCAAGACCAUGGAAACUACUCCCGGGUGAUCAGUGACCUUGAUGUCCUCAGUGCCGAUCUUGUGGAGUGGGAUCCAUGGCGUAGUGAACGAGUGGCCGAAAUUGCGACUAACGGCCUCAUCGCACCAUCUUGUUUCCGUGACUCCGACCUAUGGAUGACUAGAUGUUUUCUGCUUUAUAUGAACAAUGUAGAAGUGUAUUCUCCUGACCGUGUGCAGAGGCAGUUUGGUCAUCGUCAGUUGGUGCCAGUACCUCCCCCACGAGACGCUGGUCAGGCGCACGAGAGGAGUGCCCAAGGAAACGCAAGCACCCACGACUGGGCGGAGAUUAAUGCAGAACACAUAACCCGGUGGAUGGAGUCUGGUGCAGUGGAUGUCGUCGUUCCUGCGGGACAGUACGACGAUAGCUCGUACUGGGAGUACCUUGCGUGGUAUCAAUCACGAACGCGUCCCACCUUACUCAGCGGCAGCGUACCGCCAGCCCCUAGACCCUUCCCCGAAGAUCGUGCCCGGCUUCUACAUGUGGUGACCGAAGCGGGGAUCGAAAUGCAUAGGCAUGCGGAGCAUGACCGUUGGGAAGCGAGUGGGUCAGCCACGCGAAGGGAUAGGCACCCUCUCCGAGACUACAUGAGGACGAGAGGGUCUCGCCUUUGGUCCGCGAUACGUGGACUAGGUGGUUGCGCCCCGCGUUAUAGGGCAUACGACGUACCCGCCAUGGACCCAUCCCGUGCCUCCCACAGCAGGCGCUCAUCCAGUGCUCAUGAGGCACAUUCACGGGAGGCCCCUUCGUCUGCGGCACAUCAUGGGACACGUUCUUCUGCUGGAGCCGAGGAGGUGAUACCUGAAGCUCCCGCUCCUGAGGAGUGCAUACUGGGUUCCCAUCCCCCUCCUUUCACACAACCUACUCAAGCUACGCAGACAACUCCACCAGGAUUAUCAACUCACAACGAGAAUGUCAUUGACUGCACACACCAGACGCCCACCUGGAGUGGCACUCAAGAUUUUGACUGGGCUGGUGCAUUGCAAUCGAGCAGCUUCACGGAGCUACUGAGCGGCCAAUACCCCCAAUAUCCCGAUGCACCAGGGGGUUCACACUGGUACCAGGAAGCUGGGACUUCAUCAUUUCGGACUCCCACCGAGCACGUACUACCGGCGGUCACACUCCCGCAUGACGAUCCUACAGCGUGGUAUAUGCAGGGCCGAGUUAGCGGUUCUGGAUACACAUUCGGCGGAGUUGGAACACAUCAUGAAGACGAAGAUGAGGACCAAGGGCACACAUGGCAGGGGCCAGCUCAGGCGGCUGGGAUGAGGGCCACACACCCGCCAGACGCUUACACUCCUGAGGAUUUCUUGCGGCGUAGGCAUUGUUAAAGAGCCAUUUGUACUAUGCCAUACACUAUAUUAUGUACUCAUUUGUACUAUGCCAUACA